Kwoniella botswanensis is the source of this 822-nucleotide messenger RNA. RefSeq lists its product as uncharacterized. Gene Ontology annotation, cellular component: mitochondrion; membrane. The transcript is spliced from 9 exons. The record is from RefSeq and is a predicted model, not a curated record. Bases 1 to 822 code for a protein of 273 amino acids. NCBI's taxonomy places the organism in Eukaryota, Fungi, Basidiomycota, Tremellomycetes, Tremellales, Cryptococcaceae. Gene Ontology annotation, biological process: mitochondrion organization.
AUGGCUUUCGCUCAGAAUAUCUCACGAUUGAUAGUCCCAAUCGCCAUCGGAGCUACUGUCGUUCAAUCGUCGUUGUACGACGUACCAGGUGGAUACAGAGCAGUCUUGUUCGAUCGAUUUAAAGGUGUUAGACCAGAGGCAUCAGGAGAAGGUACACAUUUCCUUAUACCAUGGUUACAAAAAGCCAUCUUGUAUGACGUGAGGAUCAAACCUAGGAAUAUAUCGACCACGACAGGAUCGAAGGAUAUGCAAAUGGUGUCUUUGACAUUGAGAGUAAUGUCUCGUCCCGAUAUCAACCAUUUACCAAAGAUCUACCAAAAUUUGGGUUUAGACUACGAUGAGCGUGUACUUCCUUCGAUCGGUAACGAAGUUUUGAAAGCUACUGUCGCUCAAUUCGAUGCCUCCGAACUCAUCACCAACCGAGAGAUCGUAUCAGCCAGGAUCAGAGAUGAUCUGUUAAACAGAGCCAAGGAAUUUAACAUUCAAUUGGAAGACGUAUCAAUCACACAUAUGACCUUCGGUAAAGAAUUCACCACUGCCGUCGAGCAAAAACAAAUCGCCCAACAAGAUGCCGAACGAGCCAAGUUCGUAGUCGAAAAGGCCGAACAGGAGAGACAAGCUGCAGUCAUCAGAGCUGAAGGUGAAGCUGAAGCUGCCAAUACAAUCUCAAAAGCUAUCAACAAAGCUGGAGAUGCUUUCGUACAAUUUAGGAAGAUUGAAGCUUCGAGAGAAAUUGCUGCUACACUCUCGCAAAGCAAGAAUGUAAGUUACGUUCCUGCGGCUGAAGGCAAUUUGUUACUUCAAGUACCACCUCAACAAUAA